AUGGCAGCCCCUCGCCUCUCCUACACAAAAAACACCCACACAACCACCUACCCCAGCAUCACCCCCACCAAACCCAACCUCUCCACCACAGACAAAGUCGUCCUGAUCACAGGAGGCUCCGGAGGUAUCGGCCGCGCCACAGCCUCGUCAUUCGCAGCCUCCAACCCAAGAGCACUCAUCCUCCUGGGUCGACGUGCCGAUGCUCUAGCUGAGACGGAAGCGCUCGUGCGCUCGAAGAAUCCCAAGGCUGUGGUCCGCACCUACCAGGCCGAGCUCUGCGAUGCCCCAAGCGUACGCAGCAUCAUGAACACCGUCGCCGGCGAGUACGGCAGUAUCGACGUCGUCGUCCACUGCGCCGGCGUCCUGGCCCCUGUGACGCCCCUUCUCGAAGCCGACCCCUCAACCUUCCUAGAAGGCUACAAAACCACCAUCCUCGGGACUCUCGUAACCGCCCAAUCGGCCGUCCUCGCCAACAAUACCAAACCCCUAACAUUCAUAAACCUCACCACAGCGGGUAUCCUCUUCCCACCCUUCCCAGGCAUGGGCGCCUACGUGAGCAGCAAAACCGCCGCGCUCAAGCUCCUGCAGUGUUUCGCGGCGGAGAAUGCGAACUUGAGGGUGCAUCAUGUGCAUCCGGGGUUUUUGGAGACGGAGAUGUCGAGGCAGUUGGGGGAGAAGAUCAAGUUGCCUUUUGGGUUUGAUGAUAUUUCUCUUCCUGCCGACUUCCUCGUGUGGAUCGCCUCGCCCGAGGCAGAGUUCCUGCGGGAUAAGAUCGUCUUCGCGGCGUGGGAUGUCGACGAACUGAAAGAUCGUAAGGAAGAGAUCCUCGGCGGAGCGCCAGGGACCGGCGAGCUGUGGUUGAGAUUCCAAGGAUUUCCUCGAUAUAUCAACGACCAGCUGCUUCCACUUGCCGGACAGUGA
Molecule: messenger RNA, 921 nt
Organism: Zasmidium cellare ATCC 36951
Lineage: Eukaryota; Fungi; Ascomycota; Dothideomycetes; Mycosphaerellales; Mycosphaerellaceae
Exons: 2
Coding region: 1-921 (306 amino acids)
Cellular component (GO): cytosol
Molecular function (GO): oxidoreductase activity
Source: RefSeq, a predicted model, not a curated record